Spinacia oleracea (spinach) is the source of this 1994-nucleotide messenger RNA. RefSeq names its product protein ALP1-like. The transcript is spliced from 5 exons. Bases 601 to 1821 code for a protein of 406 amino acids. Lineage: Eukaryota; Viridiplantae; Streptophyta; Magnoliopsida; Caryophyllales; Amaranthaceae. The record is from RefSeq and is a predicted model, not a curated record.
CUUCUCUCUCAUCAAUUACCUCUCUCAUCAUUCAUCAAACCCUCUCCAGAUCCGCUAGAUUGUGGUGAGCAAGGAAAAUUUGAGGAGAAUGACAAAUGAUGGUGUUGUCAAUUUCAAAAUACAUCAUGGGGGUACUUUUACAGAGGAAGGUGUUUUAACUUAUAUUGGAGGUGGCACUCAUUUUUUCGAAAUCUUGAUGUUGAUCGAUUAUCAUAUAUUGAGCUAGUUGGUAUGGCAAAAGAUGUAGGAUUCACCGAGGGUGAUAAAUUAUAUUACACCAUUCCUGGUUAUAGUCUUGAUAGAGGUAUAGAUCUAAUUCAUAAUGAUGAGUCUGUUAUGAGAAUGUUGAGGUUGCCAAAGCCGAAUGUGUUGCUUGAAAUUUAUAUUCAACAUGCUGAUCAACAUGGUGUCAGUAGAAAUGCAAAUGUGGGUGAAAUGGGUGAAGUAGGUGAAGCGAUGGAGGAUGUCAAUAUGGAUAAGGUAUUACGUGUCUUCUUUAAUGUGGUGUAUGUUGAGUCUAAUUGUUGAGAGUGCUUAUACGUGUUAUGUGGCUUUAUUCCCUUGUUAUUGUUAUGUAGUGAUUUCCCUGUUUAGCUCAAGAUGAAGUACAUGACUCCCAAUUUCUUUGUGACAAAAAUUGAUAUUAGUUAUUCUACUAUUUCAUUGACAGCAAUGGCUCGACCACCAACCAACCGAGAAUUUCUUAUCUUGUGGCAAGCAAUGAGACGACGUAGAGUGAAAUCCUUAAUUAUGUUAUACUUUCUUAUGCUUAUGUUGAUGAUUUUUAUUAGGAGACGUAGACGUAGUAUAUUUAGGGAGCCUUCUUGGUUUGAUCCAAUUAUCCGAUCAACACAUUUGAGUAAUAUGAUAGAUAGAAACGACACAUUAUGCAUAGAGCAACUUCGAAUGGAUAGACGUUGUUUUAGAGUUGUAUGCUCUUUGGUGCGAGAUAUUGGUGGAUUAAAAGAUACUAAGAACAUGAGUGUAGAAGAAAUGGUUGCAAUCUUUUUGCAUAUAAUUGGUUAUGAUGAGAAAAAUCGUGAAAUGAAGUUCUACUAUCAUCGAUCUCAAGAGACAAUAAGUAGACAAUUUCAUAAUGUUUUGAGAGCAAUUUUAAAGCUUUGGAGAGUGUUAUUAAAGACCCCUCAACCGAUCUCUGACGACUGUACAUAUAAGAGGUGGAAAUGGUUCAAGAAUUGCAUUGGUGCUUUAGACGGAACUUAUAUAAAAGUAAAUGUUCGUACUGUUGACAAGCCACGAUAUCGAUCUAGAAACAGGGAUAUUGCAACAAACGUUCUUGGUGUUUGCGGACCAGACAUGCAAUUUAGCUACGUAUUAGCCGGUUGGGAAGGCUCGGCUGCAGAUGGAAGGGUACUUCGGGAUGCUCUUUCACGACCAAACGGCCUUAAGGUUCCUCGUGGUUGUUAUUAUCUUGUUGAUGCUGGAUACAAGAAUUGUGAAGGGUUCCUUGCUCCAUACAGAGGGCAACGUUACCAUUUACAAGAAUGGUCUAAUCCACCAACUAAGAAGGAGGAACUUUUUAAUAUGAAGCAUGCAUCGGCAAGGAAUGUGAUUGAAAGAACUUUUGGGUUGCUAAAAAUACGAUGGAGUAUAUUAAGAAAUCCAUCUUAUUAUUCAAUCCAGACGCACACCGACAUAAUUUUAGCAUGUUGUUAUCUACAUAGCCUCAUAAGACAACAAAUGAGCUACGAGCCAUUGAAAAGGAGUUGGAUGAAUAUAUGCGAACCCAUUGACCAGAUAUCAAUAACAUUAAUGUUACAGAAACAUCUACCCAUUGGACUCGAUGGAGAGACCAACUAGCUAAAGAAAUGUGGGAUGAAUGGAAGGCAAGACGACGUAGAAUGAUAAAUUGUGAUACUACUAAUAGUUUAAAAAGAAGGUUAUCAUGAUCUGUUUACGUUAUCUGCUUAAGUGUGAACUAUUUGUUGAGAACGUCUUGCAGUUAUUAUAUUUGAACUCGUGUUUGUGUUGUA